GGGUGCUGUGGUGUAAGUGAAUUGAAUUCAUUACCACGGAGAACUUUUAGGUUACCUUUUUAAUUUUGUAAAAAGCUUCGAAUGUCGCAGUCUGGCUUUCGUGGUACUAAAAAUCGGUGGAUCUGCUCGAUACUAUCGAUUUACAUCCGCAAUAGCGAAAUAAUGAGAUAAAAAUUAAUUUUGUGCGUCGACUCGAUACUUGAACUGAGAUGGGUGACAGAUCGGAGCCUUUCGAUCGUAAGACUAAUUUUGCAGAAAGAUGUGACAACACCAAUUUUAUUCCAAAACAAUAUUUCCGAUCAAUCGAAGGAUUAACGAUGCAAAAUAGUCUUGCGCAAACACCAAGUAAUUAUUAUGAAAAUAACAUAUGUAGAAGUAAAAGUGAUUCAGCAUUAUGGAGAAAAGAUGACGAAAGACCAAGCUUGGAUCAAUCGAGGAAAGACAGUAUUAACCUAACGAUUAAUUCCGGCACUGGCAAAGCUAUUGCUAACAUUCCUGUCACAAAACUUCGAGGAUGCCACCGGUUGUUUGAUAAUGAAGGCUGCCUUUUACACAAUGACAAGUCUCUUCACGGUUUUCUCUCCAAAUAUACCAGUCUUUCCUUACCUGCAUUAUUAUCAAUAUCAUCUAUGAAUGCAUCUUUCAUGAAAGACGAAUUUAAGAAAUCUGACAAUGACAUAUAUACAUACCGAGAUACAGCAGCGUGCUUCGACGAAGAGGAAACAGUAUUUAAUCAAUGGCCAAGCAGAACAAAGGAUCUUCGGUCUGACUUGCAAUGCUCUGCGAAUGAGAACAGUAUGACUGUUUGUAAAGUUGAGUCAUCAGAAAGUGAACACGAUAAGAGUGAUGUUGAGGAACACACUGUAGCAAGUAACGCAUCGAAAAUUGAACAGCCUUGCAGAGGGACGGUGGAUUCACAGUUACAAGCAAGUAAUAUCGAAGUCUCGGAUGAGAAAACUCAGAACUGUGAGGACCCACGUAAGAAGAAUAAUUUCUCCCCAGCCCCGACGGCCCAUGUACGAAGCAAUUUAACAACUCGGCCGACACUAGCCGACGACAGUAAGCUCGUCAAAAUGUCUCUCCUGGCGAAUCCGAUGAAUAUAAUGCCGUCGAACGUUCAGCUUUUCAACCGGAGCCGUAACUUCUUGAACUUCAUAACAGAAAAGUCGACGAACAUUAUGGAGAAGGCCUUGCUGCCGCAACAUCUGGCGAUGAGAUACAAUCACGUGUCGAAAUCCAUUGUAACCGACACCACGGCAGCAGCAUUUUGCAUCACUGACGAGCCUCCUGUGGGAGAUACAAGAUGUAAGUCAUAUACUGAUUUGACAACAACAAGAACGAAUUCCGAUGAUGCUCUUAAAGUAAAACGAGAUCGCGACAAAAGCGAAGAAGAUAAAUUGGACGGUGCGAUGAACGACGGAAGUAAAAUCGAUCCGUUUGCGUUUGUGCGGAAGAAUAAAACGUACGAUCUCGAGGAUGAGACGGUGUCGGAUGAAAUGAUGCAUCAUAUUCUCGACAAAGAUGACAGAUUAGAGUGCGAUACUACCGAUAGGCAACGAGCGAGGCGCGAUUUCCUGUCGGCAGAAACGGACGAGAGUAAAAUUGACACGUCGCAGGUGGGGAGAUCGCACGAUGAUAAAACGCACAGGACAGAAUCGUUCGACGUUCGUUCGACCUUGCUGGAUUCAGACACUUCGAAAUACGGCUCGUUGGAACACCCGUUGCAUCGUAUGCUGUUGGCGGAUUACGCCGGUUUGAAAGUCGAGUAUUCGAAAUUACGGGAAAAAGCGGAGGGUCUGGAGAAGUCAGACCGAUUGAAUGGGAAGGCGCGAACAAACGCGGAUGCGUACAACUCGCAAGUACGGAACUUGGAAAAAGCGGUGAUUAAAUUGACGACCGAUCUGAACGCAUCGCUGGCCGCGCAAGAGGCUCUGAAGAACGAGUGUACCGCGGUGAACAAGGAAAAGGAGAAUAUGGUGAUGAAAUAUGUAAUCAGCGAGAAACAGUUGAUCGACUCGCAGAGAGCAACAGAUACCGCAGAACGUAAGGUGAAAGAACUUGUGAAGGAUCAGGAGGCGCUGCAAUACAAGUUGCGUCAAACGCAAGGCGAGCGUACAAGAAUAUGCAGCAUCUUGGAUACGAGACGUCGUGAAAUAGCUGAUCAUCAGAAAGAGAUAGAGAAAUUGAAAGAAGAGGCUAGAAUGAAGGAGAUCCAAUUUAAGUGGGCGCUCAAUAAGCUCAAAACUGAAACGGACUCGCAGAAGGAUACUCAACAGAAGCUGGACAAAGCUUUGAUGAAAAUUAACGAUAUGAAAGAGGAAUGCGAGCAGAUACGUCGGGAGACGCAGGAAUCGUUUCGUAAAUUUCAACAGUCCGAGGAGAAUAAAGCCGUAACGUUGGAUCAGCAACUGAAGGAGCAUCAGGCGCGUUUGAUCCUAGAAAGGCACGUUACAGAGGAUAAGGAGACGCUGAGGCUUCAGUUGCAGAAGAAACUGGAAGUUUUGAAAUCUAGACAGCAAGAUCUUAUUGAAGAAAACAAGAGGCUUAAUAUAAAAGUUCAAGAAUCGGAGAAAGUCCAAUUGAACUACGAGAACAGUCUAAGUGACCUGAAAAUUGUGAUGAAACAACGUAAGGAACAAAUUACCGACUUGUCAAACAAAGUAUCGCACUUAGAGACAUUGAAACUUCAAUUGCAACACAAAGAAGAUUACAUAGCAACGACCGAAGUUGAAAUGCAACAGCUACGAUCGGCCAACGAGGAACUGCAAUCCGACAUGCACGCGUGCCGUCAGAAGGAAGCGGAUAUGUUGGACUUUACGCAGAAAUUAACGGACAAAAACGUACGCCUUCAGUCCGAGUUUAUCGCGAUUCAGAGGAAGGCGGAUUAUCUCGAAUCCGAACACGGUCCGCUACGUGACCGCAUUAGUGAAUUAACUAGCAAAGUCAAAGCUUUGGAAAGGGACUUGACGGAAGAGCAAAGAAAACGAAAGGAAGAAUGCGAGCUCUUGGCUAAACACGUCGCCGAGCAGACUCAGCUUGCGCAAAACAUUGUCCAGAAAUUUGAGGAUAGUCAAGGCGAAAAUGCAGUAUUAAAGAGGAAACAUCAGACUUCCAUCAAGGAAAUGACACGGGAAUUGCAGCAGUGCCGUAGAAAAUUAGAGAUGUUCGAGGCUGCGUCUCCUAGUAAUUCCUUGGAUAUUACAUCCAGAACUGGAUCCAACACUUCUCUAAACACAGGCGAUACAUUAAACGGUGCCUUAUCGGAUAACAAUGCUAAUGGCGACCAUGUUCAUUCAGUAGAACCUAAUAGACAAGUACUAAUGGAUCACAUUAUAAAGCUACAAGAGAUAAACGCAAAGAGGGCCGAGAAAAUAGAUUUUUUAGAAGGCCAUAUCCAAGAACUGCUCGAAGAAGUGCAGAAGAAGAAGAAAAUAAUACAGAACUAUAUUUUACAUCAAAACUCCGGCGCUUUGGGGUGUAACGAAAGAGAUAGGCAUAAGCAUGUCAAGAGCAGAAGGGACGCAGCGGAAUUGGCGCGACACGGAGGUAUAAUGGCGUCCGUUUACAAUCAUCGAGUUUCGGACGAGAAUAUGACUCUAGACCUUUCUUUAGAAAUAAACCAAAAAUUACAAGCGGUUCUUGAAGACGUGCUAUUGAAAAACAUCACUCUGAAGGACAAUAUCGAUACAUUAGGCAAGGAGAUAGCAAGAUUAACGAUGCAGUAUCAACAAAGACAAAUUGAAAACUAAUAACUGUUACAUAUAUAUAUAUAUAAGUGUAUAUGCGUAUAUAUACAUAUAUAUUAUAGAGAAUGGUGAUUUAACGGCAUUUCACUUACUGUUAUUUUAAGUUAUGUUAAAUAACUUGUUAUUUUUUUUUUCGUCACUAUACAGAUCAGUUAUGUAUAUACACAUAUGUUUGAUGUUAUAUUUAAUAUAAUAAAUCCUUAUCUUAAAGUCGACGUUACUUGUUUUAAGGAGUACAAAUAUUUUUAGAAUUUAAGGAUAGUUCGGGAGGUGUCAAGAUGUCGAACCACGAACUUGGUAAAUAAAUGUUUAUUUUUGCAAGUUUAACUAAGUUGAUUUAGUUUCUAAAGUUACUUACAUCUAGAGGCACUAGUCAAGCUUAAAAUCUAGCUGACUACAAAUUUAUAUAUCGCACCCGGCUAAUAUUGUUGUUUUACGCUUGGGCUUCCGAACACAGUUCGUUUGCCCGAGCGUAUAAUGGGUGAAAGAUUACGAAUCCAAGUGGAACCUUUCGACUAAACCUAAGUAAUUAAUAUUAAGUAUUUUCUUUUUUAAACUUACUUUGAAUUAUUUAUUUUGAGUAUUGUGAAUGAGCGAUUACGCGUGUACGUAAGAUACUUGCUAAAACUUGCACUUUUACGAUGGAAGAAGAGAUCAAGGGAACCGAUAAUACACGUAGUUUUCCCCAUAAGAUUAUCAUCGAUCGGCAAGAGACCCUAUAAAAACUGUAUACUCAUUCCUUCCGUAUUGCGCAUUUGGAUAAUCAGGUAUCACUUUUAUACGCCUUGCACUCCUGAUAUCCACAGUCAGUUGUGAAGUUGCUUUCGAAGGGUAUAACCUCUCNCUCUCUCUCUCUCUCUCUCUCUCUCUCUCUCUCUCUCUCUCUCUCUCUCUCUCUCUCUCUCUUCAAAUAAUCGGUAAGGUCGUCAAAGUGCUACAUAUAUUGACAUUGACAACUAAUACUGCAAUAAUAGAGUAUAAGAGAAUGCCGGUAGGUAGAUUUAAUAUAUUUACUUUAGUCGUUUUAAAUUUUACAUACGAUAAAGAAUUGCUAUAGAAAUAGUUAAUUGAUGCCUGCUUGAAAUUUUAUGCUGUAUGAUUUCUUUUUGUAACAUAUCGUAAUCCGUGUUUUAUGAUUAAUUCUGCAAUUUUCAAGCCGUACGGAUGUGCGUUUAUAUCACUUGAAAUAUUUGCUCGUGUGAUUGAUUGAAACAAGGUUCCUUUAUUUCAGCAGUUUAUUUUUCGAUAAAAUUUUGAUUUUGAUCAUUUUUUCAAUUUUAAUUUCACGUUGAUUCCCGUCGUGAUCCAUCCUUUCCAUACGAUAAUACUGCACGACCGAGAAUAAAAUAUUUUUUUUUAUCGUAAGAAAAAUAAGAGAUUUCCACUUCAACAUAAGUAGAUAUAAUACAAAGACGUCUACUUAAUUUUUUAAUACUUUCGUAUUCUUCUUUCUUCAAUAAAAGUCACUACAUGUGCACAAAUAUACAGAAAUAUUAUAUUUCUCUUUUCUUUUUCUCUUCCUUACGUGACGUUCUCUCUUAGAGAAAACAUGAUUAUCUCUGCACUAGUUUCAAACAGGCAUAACUUCAAAGUCCAAAACCAUUUAUUAUUAUUCUCGUGAUUACUUUCGUGCUACAUAUCGUGUGAGAUAGACAAGAUUUCUAGAGCAACUUUCUAGAGUUAAGUUAGUUUAAGGAUCGAAUUGCGAUCGACUAAUGGAAUGUCCGAUUAAUAUUUAGGAAGUGUACGAAGAAACGGGUCUCAAGGAAGUUAGCAGUAGUAGCAAAAUCCAAAGCAAGAAAAAUUGGAAAAAGAAGGGAUAAUUAUUCAAAAUCCUCUCGAGUGUUUACAUUUCCGGCAAAAUAAUAAAUUAAUUUUGAGGUAUAAAUAUUAGACUCACAAUAUGAAUAAUUCAACGUAGUCGGCACGUUGAAUUCCAAUCAAUGUAUCAACAUCACCGGCCAUAUCACGGUUAUUAAACAUCUAUAAUAAUAAUAAUGAGUAUUUAAAUCACAUGACGGUAAAAUCACGGUACAAUUGAAAAUUGUGAUAAACACCUGAGCGUAAAACUAAUCUACAUUUCUGAUCUAUGUCGCUCACACGUGGAAUGCAUCCGCUUUUUCCAUUGUACCGCAAAUCACACCCCGAUACAAUAUACAAUGCGAACAAUUCGUUCAUAAGUCACGAUAAACAAUAAUUUUGGUAUUUCUAAUAUAUGAAAUAAAUAAAUGGAGACUAUUAUUAUAAAUUUUCUAACGCGGCGCGUCGUUUUACAACAAGCGAUAAUUAUACAAAUUAUACACAUACGGCAACGAGAUUUUCUUUUUUUCUCUUUUCUGACAAUAUCGUUACAUGGACAUUACAAAUUCGAAUGUAACACGUAGAUCACGUACUCGUAGUUUCGAGCCCUCGAAGUUUAAUCGAUAGUUAGCCGAGGAAUUGCGCGGUGAAAUGAACACGUUUUUGCCGAUCGCUGCUGGCAGUACUGUCUCCAUUUGUUACACUCGAAUUCGCGAAUGUGCGCUUAGCAAUAAAUCCGAGCCGACGCAAAGCUGUUCUCCUAACAAAAUAAUAACUUUCUUGUACGACUUACACGAUCGCUGCCUCUAUGCUGCCGCGGAUGCAUCGAAAAUAGUUUCUUAUGAUUUUAUUAUUUGUUAACUACUCGAAAUAACUAUACAGAGUCGAACAUAUAUGGGGUAUCCUGUAACUGGUGACAUGACAUUGACCAUCAUCAUUAGAAAGGAAGCCGAUGAUCUUGCCGAAUGAAAAGAUGUCCCGAAGGUACGAAGUAAAUUUCUCUAUCUCGAGCAACGCUCUCGCCAAAAAAAAAAACUUCAGACAUUAGAAAAUGAAUAUAUCUCUUUUUCUUCUUCUUGAAAUUUAAAUAAUGUAAAAACAACAUUUUAUCUGCCUUACUCCGUAUAAACACGGAUUUACUUUCCGGCCCGUAUUCAUCUUCGUGUUUGUAUCACCAGUUAUGGGAUGACAUUCGCGUAUGUAUAUAUGUUGUAUAUCAGUGUUACAUCAGCAAAAGCCCCCCAACUACGCCCCCAUCGACAUUCGACAUUGCACUGUUGUACGCGAAGAGUCGAGAGCGAUGUAGUAGUAUCGGUAGUACAAUCGUUGAAGAGUUUCUUUCGUGGACAGUACAUCAUCGCUUUCGACUUCAUUAACUUGCUAGAUUUCGUACGUAGCGAGGCAUUUUCUCCUCUCUUUCCUCGCUGCUGGAUAUCGAAAUCCGACUAUGCUUUUUUUCUCUUUUUUUUUCUUUCGACGAAAACACACACUUAUUACAAAACUAGAGAACACAGACGAAGGUAAAAUAAAAAUUCGUUUGAGCCGUUGAUGCGUAUUGCGCUUGGCACGAAUACACGACUGCGGUGUGUCGUGUAUUAUUAACACAAGUAUCACUGCACACAAAUCUCUUCAUUACCGCACGCAAUCUACUACAGAUACGCCCGUACGCGAAGGAGGAGAAAACGUAUCAAGUAUAUUUUAAGUCUGAGAGAUUAAGAAGACAAAUUAAUUCUUAGACACCAUCGGUGGUGUUUAUCUUUGCACUUUUUUUUUAGUAACCCUUUAGUAACCCUUUAAUAACCCUUGCUAAUAAUUUCCAGCACAAAUACAUAAUUUUUUUUCUCAUUGAACGUAAAGAUGAAAAAAAAAGAAACUUGUUUGACAUUAAUCGUAAAAUCUUAUAUGUAUAUUUAUGUCGGAACAAUUGCGCGUUGCCACUUACGCUUAAGUUAAACUCUUACGCUUACGUUAAGUUCUUUCUCUUUCUCUCUCCCUCCCUAAUUCCUACAAAGUUAUACAUUCACUCGAGAAAAUAAUAUUUAAUGUUUCGCUAACAAUCGCCUACAUUGCAUCCUAAAAAAUAAUUAUUUGGUGUCUUUUGUUCGUAUUGGACUAAAUAAAACCAACCGAGUUCUUUAUGCAAAACUGGACCAGCACCGGGCAGUGUGUCACUACGGCAGAAUUGCAUUAAUCGUAAUACUGGCACAGUGAGGCAAUGACCUUAGGAUUCUCUAAAUACAUUAUUUUGAUAUACUUAUUAACAUAUUUAUCUGAAAAACUAUAUAAUUAUGGAUGUCGCGCGCACAAUUAUUAUCAUGGUUUUUUUCCUUUUUUUUUCUUUUUUACAUCGAUCACUUCCACUCAUUUAAUUUCUACACAGGAUGGGCCGCGCAAAGCGUGCUUCCUUUGAAAUUGUGUAUUUUUUUGGCCAAUUUUGAGCCGAUUUCUUCUCUACAAAAAUGUACACCAUCGUUCAUAUUUCCUUCAGUUAACUGUAAGCUGGCUCUAAUGUGACGAAAUUCACAUUAAUUCGAAGCUCAAAGACACCCCCCCUCCCACACACACACACACACACACACACGUCACAAAAAUUGAAAAGUCUCAGCAAUUUUAUAUUUUUGACAUUCUUGUCUGAGGAGAAAUGAGCUCAAAAUUUGUCCAAAAGAAUCCACAAUUCGAAGUAAAUCCGCUCGAUGCAAAGUAUCCUGUACACUGAAGUAAUAAAUAACUACUACAUUGAACCGUGGUUGCGGACAGUUGCAGGUUUCACAACGUAGUACACAUACGGAUGUACAUUACGACUCUAAUUAUGUUAAAAUCGGUAAUUCUAAUAUUAAAACACGUGCGAUCCGUUCUUUAACUCGUUCUCAAGGAGGAUCUUUAUUUGAUAUCUAAAACAAUACUCCUCACUAUAGGAAACACGAUGUAGGAGGAAAGAAGAAGGAAAAAUAAAUCAAAUGCAGUGCCAAAGGUAACGUUCUAAUUCCAAUAAAGAAUAGCGGGCAACGCUGUUGUGACUAAUAACGGAAAAUUAAUUAAUUAAUGCAAAUAUUAAUGAGACACAUACUGUCCGCCUUUUUCUCCGCUGAACUCCGCGACGAGAAGUUGGUAUCUUUUUGUCGAUUAGAUCCAUUUCUCAGAUCUGAAUUCAAUCACAGCCGUUGAGGGUGUCAAAAUAUAAAUCGCAACUUAACUUGUUGCUACGAUACCUAAUUGUCAGCCCUACAGAAAGAUCCCAGAUAGCAUUUCGUCAACUUGACAGCAAAGUUCGGAACUUCAGACGACUCUGAGAUAGAAAUAGACGCGAGAUCACUCGAUUAAUCGCUGGUCUCCCGUGCACGUUCACGCAAAGAUAUGUUCAUUGUGUAUAAUACAUGAUGUUCAUGUUAUUAUCGUGCGUAUAGCGCGCGUCAGAUGCAUCGCACCGAACCGUUAAAUUACAAUUCCAUCGGGGAGUAUCGCGAUUAUACUCGGUUGUAUAAUUCGCAUAUCUCCGACACAGAAUGUUAUCUGGGUAUGAUGUAGAUAUAAAUGCGUUAAUA
Dinoponera quadriceps is the source of this 9088-nucleotide messenger RNA. RefSeq names its product coiled-coil domain-containing protein 186 (gene Golgin104). Lineage: Eukaryota; Metazoa; Arthropoda; Insecta; Hymenoptera; Formicidae. Gene Ontology annotation, molecular function: small GTPase binding. Gene Ontology annotation, biological process: vesicle cytoskeletal trafficking. The record is from RefSeq and is a predicted model, not a curated record. Gene Ontology annotation, cellular component: trans-Golgi network. The transcript has 9 exons. The coding region runs from base 210 to 3749 and encodes 1179 amino acids.